CUGUUAAUAAUAACAUUUCAGAAGAAGUUAUUUACGUUACUAAACUUGAUUUUGAUGAUGAAACUGUUCGAAAAGUUCAUGAAGGUUUACGUGAAUGUUUACCUUCCGAUAUCGAUAUACCUAGUAUAAUUUGCGAGUCUCAGCAAGAAGACGGUUCCUUUAAACUAAGUCCUUUUAUAAUUGACCAUCUCAAUCAACCAGAUGACGUUGUUGAAUCCCUUAAACGGUUCGUUGGUAGUCCCCGACUAAGAGGAUGUGAUGAUUCUGUUUGGAACACAGCUUUUACGAUCCAUUAUCUUAAGAACAUUUUACCAGAUCAUGAAAAUAAAUGGCGUGAUGCCUGUGAUCGCGCUAGUAAAUGGUUAUCUGAACAGAUCAAUGACAAGAACUUGGAGAAGGAAAUGUUUUCUGCAUGUAAACAAUACUUAGUUAAACAAGGAAGUCGUGUCCUUUAUGCAACUAAACGAAAAAAUAGAGAAAGUUUUAGGGUUAUGAAGCUUAAUGUUGACGAAGAAACACGUAAAGCAGUUUUUGAUUAUUUACGCUCUAAAGGCACAGCAGAUCUUGCUC
Molecule: messenger RNA, 570 nt
Organism: Racocetra fulgida
Lineage: Eukaryota; Fungi; Glomeromycota; Glomeromycetes; Diversisporales; Gigasporaceae
Source: the annotation of a GenBank genome assembly